Molecule: messenger RNA, 1609 nt
Organism: Radiomyces spectabilis
Lineage: Eukaryota; Fungi; Mucoromycota; Mucoromycetes; Mucorales; Radiomycetaceae
Exons: 7
Coding region: 71-1369 (432 amino acids)
Biological process (GO): protein import into mitochondrial matrix
Cellular component (GO): mitochondrial inner membrane
Molecular function (GO): protein-folding chaperone binding
Source: RefSeq, a predicted model, not a curated record
CUCGAACCCUUGCUACGUUCAUAUUUUAAGGCUUUUUUUCUUUUUUUUUUAUUGGUUCAGCGUCCCCGUCAUGUCUGCCUACAGAGUUCUGCUGUCGUCGGCCUCACGUAGCCGUCUUGUAUACAGUCGCUCCUUGGGAGCCAAUACUAUGGCUGUGCGUCAUUACAGUUCGCCUAUCAAGGUUUUCGUUGACACCAUCAAAGAGCAAAUCAAGAAAAACAAGGAACUCCAACAGGGAGUCAAGUCGUUGCAAGAUGAAUCCGGAAAGUUUGCUGAUAGUGAAGCUCUCAAGAAGGCCAAGGAAGUAUUUGAACAAGCCAAGGCACAACGAUCGGCUCAAUCGGAACGUUUGAAGCAAGCGAGUGAGAAAAUUGCAAAGACCGCAGGAAAGAUGGGUGACACCGCUAGCGAAGCGUUCAAAAAAGCUUCAGAAACCGAAUUCGCCAAAGAUACUUCGGAAAAGAUCAAGAAAGCAGCCGAACAUAUCAAUAAGACGGCGGAUCCUUUGAAGAAGAGCCCAGUGGUGGGCAAGAUCUCGGAAGGAUUCAAAACCGUUAUUAAGGAUGAAAGUGGUCGUUACACCGGCUUUGUUGAUAAGGAGACUCGUCGUAAGCUUCGUGAACAAGCACAAACUCAAGCAGAAGGUGGUAUGGGUCCCAAGCGAGUGCAAGAGGAUCCCAACGCCGGCGCCAACAUUGUACUUCACAAGGAUUCCAAGUGGAAGGAGAGCUGGAACAAAUUCAAAGAAGAAAGUCCUAUCAUGCAAGGUAUUUUCCGUGCACGAAAGAACUAUGAAGAAUCGGACAAUCUCUUCGUCUCCUAUACCCGUGCUUUUACCGAUCGCGUUUCCGAAACUUUUGGCUCUAUUUUCGAAGAAUCCGAUCAGGCUCAAGCGAUUCGCGCUUUCCAAAUGAUCGAUCCUACUUUCAACAUGGAUAAAUUCAUGAAGGAUGCUCGUAGCUAUAUCGUUCCCGAAGUAAUGGAAGCAUACCUGAAGGGUGAUGUGGAAACAUUGAAGUUAUGGUGUUCUGAAGCUACUUAUAAUGUCUUGACGGCAUUGAUUCAAGCACAAAUGCAGCAAGGUCUUAUUAGUGAUUGCAAGAUUCAAGACUUGCGUGACGUUGAGUUGGUAGCUGCCAAGAUUCUUGAAAAUGAUAUUCCUGUUCUUGUUUUAUCCUUCCGUACCCAAGAAGUCAUUGUCUUCCGCAAUGCAAAAUCCGGGGAAAUCGUAUAUGGCAAAGAGGACCAUAUUGAGCAAGUGACCUAUGCUUGUGUUCUUACUAAAGAGCCCGAAGAUCUUCAAAAUCCUGUGACGGCUGGCUGGAGAAUCAUCGAUAUGGCCAAGCACGAUUCAAGACCUGUGUGGUAAAACGAUCAGGCGCAGCAAGAAUGUUCGAUAAUGCACACUUAGAGAUCGCUGUAAUCAUCCUGUUUCUCGAUCUUUCAUUAGAUUGGCUACUCAUAGACUGGACAUUGAAACUGAAAAAAAAAAAGUUCCCCUCCUCAUCUACCAGAGUCUCUUAUGAAACUCUGAUGUCUCCGUUAUUUUGUUAUUUUUUUUUAAUCCAAACAUAAAAAAGAAAAAGUGUUAUAAUAUCUCCAUUUUCCA